AUAAAUGGCCUGCAAUUGUAGAAAUUUAUUUUACUAGUUUGGGAAAUUAUUUGGACCCAUUCUCUUUGGAAGUUUGUAAUUUUAGACUUGCGUUUUUUAAAGAAGGUUAUGAAGAAGAUAUUAAGGGUCAUAUAGAACGUAGAUGUCCCAAAGCAUUCGAAUCCGACUUUUAUAUAGUUGCAAAGGUUGAAGGAAACGGUGAUAUAGGAUUCAAAUUUUUUAAUGAUGGAAAUGAAUUUGCAACUGUUUCAUCAAAGUCGCAAUGCCGAGAAAAAAAAGAUGUUGUUGUUAACGAUAAUUCACCAUUCACAUCACUUAUACCUGGAUUAUAUACAAUUUAUUACGAUUACUUAAAACGAAAAAGUCACGCACGAGAUAUCACAAGAAUUCCAAACACAUAUCAAUUGCGUUGGAAUAGUUGGCAUCAGUACGAUUACAAUUAUGUUAUCGAAUCAGCAGUUUAUCCUCACUUUAUUCUCUCAGAUAUAUAUGAAUCGAAUAUGACCAGCAAUAAUAAUAGUUCUUCCAAACAAAAUGACACCUUGUCAUUAAAUAGUGAAAAAAAUCCACUUACUAUCCGAGCUAUUAUUAAUGCAGCUCAAUAUAAAUCAGGGUAUUAUGAAGUUCAAGAAUUCUUUUACAAACCCGGUUCUCAAGACUAUUAUGAUUCUUUAAUAACUACAAGAGUAAUUUUAAACAGUUUAUUACCCGGAAUUGUUGAAGUUUCUUUCACUACUUCUGAUAAAGUUUUAGAUCCGUAUGCUUUGGAAGCUUGCGAAUAUAAACUUAUUUAUUUUAAGAAUCUUGAAGGUCAAAUCAAACGUAGAUGUAAAAGAGCUUUUGAAGAUGAUUUUUAUAUGGUUUCACAGGUUAGCGGAAGUACAUAUUGGGGAUUGAAAUUCACUCUUGGAGAAGAUGAAUCGAAAUUAUCUGCAUGGACUUCUGCUGUGUAUUAUUGGCCAAGCCCGCGUAGAAGAGACGUAAUGGUCUAUGAUGAUACACCAUUCCCAUCUAUUAUUCCUGCUCUAUAUUCUGUUUAUUAUGAUUAUGUG
This is a messenger RNA of Racocetra persica, 1052 nucleotides long. The record is from the annotation of a GenBank genome assembly. NCBI's taxonomy places the organism in Eukaryota, Fungi, Glomeromycota, Glomeromycetes, Diversisporales, Gigasporaceae.